This is a messenger RNA of Megalobrama amblycephala (Wuchang bream), 2924 nucleotides long. RefSeq names its product testis-expressed protein 264 homolog. The coding region runs from base 290 to 1231 and encodes 313 amino acids. The record is from RefSeq and is a predicted model, not a curated record. Gene Ontology annotation, biological process: protein-DNA covalent cross-linking repair; reticulophagy. The transcript has 4 exons. Gene Ontology annotation, cellular component: autophagosome membrane; replication fork; nucleus. Lineage: Eukaryota; Metazoa; Chordata; Actinopteri; Cypriniformes; Xenocyprididae.
ACAAGCGAAUGGUUGCGUCCAGGAAGCUCGAGCGCGACCUGUUCUGUGUUUAAGGAAGUGAAUCUGCGCUUUGGAGUGUCUCGUGUGCCAUCUUCAACUAAGUUUUGAUUUCUAGUCACAAAUCCUCUAAUCUGAGUCCAUUUCACCGUUAACAAAUGCAGUCGCUCAGUAAAACCCACAUAGCCCGGAUGGUUUGCUGACUGAAUGAACCAGAGAGUCUGUUAUUCUCGAUAAAAGCAGCUCUCGGUAAUUAUUACACUUUAACCUCACGAUACAGCAUUCUGCUGACAUGUGGGAAUGGCAGAUUUUGAGUCUCAUAGGCUUCAUCUCUCUAGUCCUUUUUCUCAUAGCUGUAUGUUAUAUUUUGUACUCUGGACUGACCACUGAAAUCCAUAUCAGGACUGGUUUACCCCCGGUCAAGAGCAUCACUAUAGCCUAUAAAUACAAAGUGGGACCUUAUAAAAACUGUGGGUCACUGUUCAAAGAGAGCUCCAGCAUUGGACCUAACCUGUCAUGCAUUGGGAUCUUCUAUGAUGAUCCAAAGAAGGUUCCAGCACAGAAGUGCCGCUAUGCUGUAGGCAGUAUUUUGAGUGAAGGUGAGGACGGACCCAAUGAGGACCAGCAGCAGCUGUAUGAGAAGCAGGGCUUUCGGGUUUUCUCUUUCCCAGAGGUUACACAUGUCGUCACAGCCUCCUUCCCUCACCGAACUCCUCUCUCUGUUUUCCUGGGGGUGCAGAGGGUCUAUCCUCAGCUGAACUACUACAUCAAGGAAAGGAAAUUGUGCGCGCAUCCAUUUCUAGAGAUCUACCGAGGGGGGAUGAUCCACUAUAUGACUCCGUUGGCUCGGCAGGGGGAUUUCUAUGUUCCUGAAGUUAGAGAGGCCCAAAGAUGGUUACUGGGAAAUGAGUCUGAAGAGGACAGGAGGACGGACAUCACAGGUGCUGAUUCCCACAGCGAGUGCAGUUCCGUGAGCCGCCUGCCCCCCUCGGACAGCCGGGACACCUCACCUGCCCCGUCCACCACCCGAACGCACUCGCACGGAGACAGAGACCGACACUGGGACUUUGAGCAUGUGGAGAGAAGCGACACCUCCAGCGAUUCUUCCUUUGAGGAGCUGGACCUCGACCCGGACAGGACGGACAGGUGUGACCACACACCUCCACCCUUCACAGGAAGUGACAAAAACAACCUGCAGGGCCAAGACAGAGAGAUGUUGGUUGAGGAAGAGUGAGAGAGCAAAUGGAAAGAGGGAAAUGUGAGAGAAGUGAAUAUAGUUGGUUUUAAAGGGAUAGUUCACCCAAAAAUGAAAAUUCGGUCAUUGUUCUUGUAGUUUCAAAAGCUGAAUUACUUUUUGUAGAAUCUUUACAUGCUCUUAACAGCUUUCAAACUCCAAAAAGGUCCAUAAAUGUGGUCCAUAUGACUUGUUUACUCUAUUCCAAGCAGUGUUAUUUUAGUAUUAUUUAUUUACCUUCAUAGUAUUUAUUAAUAUUUUAUUUUUAAAUUUUCAUUUUUAAUUUUAGUUUAUACUUUCUUAAAUGUUUCAUCUAAUAUUCAUAUUUUUUCAGCUUUAUUUCAAUUAACAAACUAUUUUUAAUAGUUUAAGUUAACAAUACCAACACUGAUUCUAAGUCUUCUGAAGCCAUUUGAUAUAGGAUUGUGUGAGGAAUAAGAUAAUCUUGCCCUCUGCAAAAAUUAAUGAUGUUUUGGUUAAAAUUAUUUUUAUUAUCAGUGAAUAACUGCUUUAUUUUGGUCUGUUUCUCAUAGAAAACUGUAGUAUGGCUCAAAAAGACUUGGAAUAUAGUGUACAUAUAGUCAUAUGGAUCAUUUUUAUGGUGAUUUUUUUUUUUUUUUUUUUUACCUUUUUAAGCCUUGGCAACUAUGAACUGUUGAAAUUGUUCUUCAAAAAAAUUUUCUACAGCAAAAAAUAAUGAGGUUGAGUAAAUAAUGACUUUUUGGGUGAACUAUCCCUUUAAGUGGUAUGGUGUAUUUGUGUGGAAAAACAUGUUAAAAUAGUCAUUCUAUUGAUAAAUUAACAAGUAAGUUGUUUAGUAAGCAUUGCUUUCUAUUGCGAAGGGAAUCAGCAGGUACAGAAUUGUGUCUGUAGACAAACAAAUUGAACCAGGUAACCUGAAUUUCUUGAAAGCAUCUUCAUAAUUUUAUUUAGUGCAUCUUCAUUAGUAUUUCAUUAGUGAAUCUGUUGCUUGUUUGUUUGGUGUUGGUCGUACGUUCCUAAUGACUGAAGUUAAACUGACAUUGAUGUUAGUGAUUAUUCAUGUGAAUCUAUGUAAUGUUCAGCUUUCAAUUAUUUGGGUCUAAUUUGUUAUUCUCUAUCCUCACAUUCUGUCUUCUUCCUUCAGUAAUUACUCAUUUGUGCCCAAAGAAACUCCCAAAAGUGAAGAGUUCUGUGACUUGAAUAUUGAUUCAUCAAAGCCAUAUGUUCAUAGACAAACUAAAUCUUUAUUUUCACCAGAAACUGACAGAUAACAUUUCCUCGCUCAGGAGACAAAUGCAGCAGACUUGUUUGUUGUUUGCAAUUACAGGUGUUUGGAGCACAUAAUUAUAUGAUCAUAUUUUAUCAUAUAAAUUGUAUUUGCAUAUACUUGAUUUUCCACUGAGUUUACAAAUUACACUUGAUUAGUGUAAAAUAUUUUUUAGCUAAUACAUUGGUAUUUUCUAUAUGUCAAAUAUUGAUACAUUUCCAGGUGUUACUCACUAUAGACUUGAUAUUGAUAUCUUGAAUGUUUAUCCUUGAAAAUGUUUCCAUUUAGUUCCAGGUUGUGCGAGUUCACACAAACAUCAGGACAAACUUGAUAUAUUGUUAGUUUAGGUAAAGUUUAUAAUAUUUCAUAUCUAUAUCUGAUUCAAAUUCUUAAUGAUUUGUUCUGCUAGUUGUUGAGCAACUUAAUAAAUGGUUUUAACAGAAA